AUGAUCGAAUCGGCGAGUCCGAUUGUUCAGGCGACGCUGGGGACCCUGUUCACUUGGGGCGUUACUGCUCUCGGCUCAGCUCUUGUGUUCUGUUUGCCUGGCGCUUCCCGAAUAGUCUUCGACAUCGCGCUUGGUUUUUCGGCGGGAGUAAUGCUCGCUGCAUCCUACUGGUCUCUCCUAGCGCCAGCGAUUGAACUCAGUGAGGGAUAUGGAAAUUUCGCAAUUGUGCCAAGUCUUGUUGGAUUUCUACUUGGCGGCGCGUUCGUCUACUUGUCUGACAGAUUCCUACCUCAAGACACGGUGAAAAUUCUGAUCAGCAAGGCGGACGGCUCCGAUUCUGGUUCGUUCUCGAGCCAAUCUGACCUACCGCUCAGUGGUGAGUUACAGUCAGAGGAGGGGACUCAAAUUCAAACAAGGGCAAGAAAAAGAAACGUCCAGACAAAUAAACCUGAAAAAGCUACUGUUGUCGCUAUUGAUACAGAAGAUGGAGCUGAUUCCAGAGCUCCACUGACGAACAAAAGCAUCGAGCAAAGAGAAAACGAGCGACAAGAUCGGACGAAAAGAAUUGCUCUUCUCAUACUCGCCAUCACGAUCCACAAUAUUCCUGAAGGCCUGGCAGUUGGGGUCGGCUUUGCUACAGACAAUUUCCAGAACGCAAGGAAUUUGGCGAUCGGAAUUGGGAUUCAGAAUUUCCCCGAGGGCUUGGCCGUUUCCUUGCCACUCCGGGCGCAGGGCAUGAGUCCUUGGAAAGCGUUUUUCUGGGGGCAACUAUCUGGCAUGUUUGAGCCGAUUGCUGGUAUUCUUGGUUGUUUGAUUUCGUUACAGGCAACGUAUAUUCUCCCCUAUGCUCUGGCCUUCGCCGCUGGCGCGAUGGUUUUUGUUGUCAUGGAUGAUAUCAUUCCUGAAGUUCAGACCCGUGGUAAUCACCGAGCAGCAUCUUGGGCAGUGAUGAUUGGAUUCUGCGUCAUGAUGACCCUCGAUGUCACCCUGGGCUAG
Molecule: messenger RNA, 996 nt
Organism: Oikopleura dioica
Lineage: Eukaryota; Metazoa; Chordata; Appendicularia; Copelata; Oikopleuridae
Source: the annotation of a GenBank genome assembly